GACUGGCAGUGGUUGGCAGGAGUAUUUGCUGUAGUUACAUCAUGGUUGUAUGUCUUCCUGAUGACAAGAAGUGUCUUACUGAUGACAAGAAAUUUACGCUGUUGUAGCUCCUCCUUCUUCCAAGCCAUCCACCUCCUUCGUACUCUUUGGAAGAUUACUAUUCCUCUACUAGUCAUAGGAAUACUGAUAUACAUUAUUCACAUAAUAGCAAUCAAAGGAAGAAAUACUUAUAAUAAUGUCUGGUAUAAAGUAAUUCAAGUGAUUUCUUAUCAGUGGGUUGGCACAGCAAUAUAUGUUUUAAUAACUAUUGUUGUCUGUUUUGCAAUGUUAGAUAAGAGUUUACAAACACAAAGAAAAGAGUACAAGGACAGUCAGUCUGUUUUUAUUGUAGAAAUGACACUGAAUACUGACUUUCUCUACCCAUUUUUGAGGAAGACGUUUUAUGUAUUUUGGAUAUCCAAACAUGCAAAGAAACGCUUGCGUAGCCAAUGCAACUGUUUUAAACAAUGUUUGGCAUGUCAGAGAAACAAGAAUGAGGAAGAGUUAAAUGAAGCUGAGCAUGAUGAUAUUAAAGUGAUAUCCGAGGGUAAAGUUCUAGAUGAAAUAAAUGAUGUUAAAGGGAAAAUUGAAAACCUUCAGCAGGAUAUAAAAGAACUGACGAAAAUUUUAACAAACAAAAUGAAUAAUGUAAGGUGAAAUUUCUUAUAUAAAAACACUUCAAAUAUUUUGACACUGGUAGUUAGUCCUUGUGGCUUAGCGCUUCUUUUUGAUUAUAAUAAUAAUCUGGUAGUUAGUUGUAAUAUUUAACAUGUAACUUUCACUUUUGACAUCUGCUAGAAAUAAUGUUAGUUUCUCAAACAUAUAAUACUGCAAUUUGAUAUGAAUAUAUAAUUUGCCUUACACAGUGAGGUGCGCAUCGAGCAUGUCACAUUUAUUCAGUGUAGGUCACACACCCACAUCUUGCAUUCCGUCUAUAGUCAGCCGAAAUCUUGCAGUAAUUACCGUAUGAUCGCUAUGGCUCCACAACUAAAAUGUGAAUAUCUACUAAUUAUAAACAUCAGCCAAUCAGGAUGUGGAGAUAAAUUCAGACAAAUUGACGUUACACCUACUCAGGUCUGGAGUCACUAGCUCUGGAUAAUAAAGCAUACUUCUCCCUCUUAUACGUAUUUAUGAGACAAUGGCAGUGAGCAGUGGCUGCUCAUGUACAGGCACUGUGGAACUGCAGCACCCUCUAUUUUCAAUCAAUAUUAUUGAUAACAUUCAAUAUAAUGAGUCUUUUUUUUCUUUAAUUUACUUUAUGCUUGCACAUUAAAUAAACCUUAAGCUUAAUGUCAGUAGCCAUCCCCUAGUACAUGAAAAAAUUACAAAAAUCCAUGUAUGGAACUGGGCGCUUCACAGUUCCAGCGACUCUGUGUUUGGCUGUUGUGUGCAUGCACAUCAUAUGUCCGAGAUAGGAUGCUGCAUGCUAGGAAGAGAGAGCACUGUCGCUGACACAGUGCUGACCCUGUUGUGCAAGUGUAAGGUAGCUUUUUUUUUUUUUUGACUCGGCAACAUGUGUUGUGCUUAAAAACCAUGUACCAUAUUCUUGAAUAUGAUAAAAUGUAGAAUUAGAUGAUUAUCAUGCUUCCAGCUAUUUUAUUUAAUUCAUAGUUUUUUGUUUAUGAUUUUAUCAGGCUUAUGUAUAAAUUUUCUUUUCA
Cherax quadricarinatus is the source of this 1697-nucleotide messenger RNA. The record is from RefSeq and is a predicted model, not a curated record. Lineage: Eukaryota; Metazoa; Arthropoda; Malacostraca; Decapoda; Parastacidae.